Molecule: messenger RNA, 261 nt
Organism: Lodderomyces theae
Lineage: Eukaryota; Fungi; Ascomycota; Pichiomycetes; Serinales; Debaryomycetaceae
Exons: 1
Coding region: 1-261 (86 amino acids)
Source: RefSeq, a predicted model, not a curated record
AUGACGCAAGAACCAUCGGUGGACAUAGCUAGCACCUAUCAGCAAAUUAAUGAGGCAGAGAAACAAGCAUCAAAGUUGGAGCUGAUGCUAGAUUCAUUCGAGGCAAAGCUAGAUUCGAUUUUGAAGGAUGCAGAAAAUAUCAACUCAACAGAGGAUGAAAAGCAGGGUGACAUCGCUCGCUCAGAAAGCCACCUGCAACAAGAGCCUUUACAUUCGACAGAGCAAACUGGUGGAACGAAAUCACUGCAAGAGCAAAACUAA